Messenger RNA from Venustampulla echinocandica, 825 nucleotides. RefSeq lists its product as uncharacterized. The record is from RefSeq and is a predicted model, not a curated record. Bases 1 to 825 code for a protein of 274 amino acids. The transcript has 2 exons. NCBI's taxonomy places the organism in Eukaryota, Fungi, Ascomycota, Leotiomycetes, Helotiales, Pleuroascaceae.
AUGAAGGAACUUGUCGUUUUGAUCACGGGCGGUGCGUCUGGCAUCGGGCGAGCUACAGCUCACAAGCUCGCAAGUCGAGGCAUAUCCGUUGUCCUUGCAGAUAUGAAUCAAGAGCAAGGAACAGCUGUUGCGAAUGAGGUUGCGCAGAAAUGGAAAGUACGCACCAAGUUUCAGAAACUAGAUGUCACCCAGGAGGCUGAAGUCAAGGAGGCGGUGGCAGCAGCCGCAAGCUUGACUGGACGGCUGGAUUUUGCUGCAAACUGCGCAGGAGUCUGCGAGUCGGUAUGGGAUGAGGAGGAAAGCAUAACUACGGAAUUGUUUGAGAGAACGCAUGCCGUUAAUACACUAGGCCUUUGGCUUUGCCAGAAAUACGAGGCGCUACAAAUGCGAACGCAAGAACCUCGAUCUAUAUCCUUUACACCUGUCCCGGAACAUGAAAUCCCAGGACAAAGAGGGGCUAUUGCUAAUGUAGUGUCGAUUUCCGGGCUACAUGCUGGAGGGCUGGCUGCAUAUACCCCGAGCAAAUAUGCAGCAGCUGCCGUAUCGAAGAAUGGGGCGAAAUUUUAUGGUCCAAAUGGCAUUCGAGUCAAUGCUCUCUGCCCCGGCUGGACCAUGACCCCCAUGAUCGAACACAGCAUGGGCAAGGAAGGCGCUAUAGGGUCUCAGGAGAAUCAGGAGUCACCGGUGAACCAGAAAAUUUCUCUGAGACGGAUGGCCUUUGCUGAAGAGCAGGCUAAUGUGCUAAGCUUUCUACUCAGUGAUGAAAGCAGCUAUAUGAAUGGUUCAUUGAUUGUCAAUGAUGGUGGCUAUCAUGAUAUUCGCUAA